AUGGCUGCUUCCAAGCCCUUCACUGUCGCCAUCGUUGGCGGCGGCCUGGGCGGUGUCGUUCUGGCCAUUGGCCUCCUCGCCCAGCGGGUCCCUGUCCACAUCUACGAAGCUGCAAAGGGCUUUGGCGAGAUUGGUGCUGGCGUUGCCUUCGGCAUAAACUCCGUACGCUCGCUUGGUCUGGUUUCGCCCGCCUUACUCGAAGCCUAUGCCAAACAUGCAACCUUCAACGCCACCCCUGGGCUCCAGAAGACCUUCCUCUCCGUCCGCUACGGCAUGUCGACGGGAGACGACAAAGGCGCAGGCGAAUGGUGUUUUGAUCUGAACAGUGAUGACCCUUGUUCCGCCUUUCCCGCGAGAUGCUGUGUGCACCGCGCCAAGUUCUUAGACGAGAUCAUCAAGCUGGUCCCUGAGGGCACCGCCUCUUUCGGCAAGUCCCUGACGAAAAUCGACGAGGAGGGUGCUGGCGUGCGGCUGCAUUUCUCCGACGGCACGUCUGCGUCCGCCAACGCCGUCAUUGGAUGCGACGGCAUCAAGAGCAAGGCGAGGCUCUUUGUCCACGGACCAGGAGCCCAGCCCGUCUACACUGGCGACUAUGCCUACCGGGCCAUGGUGCCAUGCGAAGUGUUUGAGAAGGCCCUGGGUCGCGAGCUGACUUUCAACGGUCAAAUGUACGUGGGGCAGGGUGGAUAUAUCGUCACUUACCCCGUCGACCACGGCCGCCUCGUCAACGUGGUCGCCUCUCGAAGCAAGCCCGGCAGCACGUGGGACCAUGAAGCAUGGCUCCUGCCGUCGACCGAGGAAGAAAUGAGAAGCGAGCUCCGAGGAUGGUAUCCACCUCUCGUCAGCCUGCUUGCUGCAUACAGCACCAAAGAAAAGUGGGCACUCUUUGACUACCCGCAUCAGCGCCAGUACUGCCACGGCCCCGUGUGUCUCUUGGGAGACGCUGCCCAUGCAACCACGCCGCAUCUCGGAGCUGGGGCGGGGCAGGCCAUGGAAGAUGCUUAUGUCCUGAGCCGUCUCAUAGGAAAAGCGGAGAAGGCGGACGACUUGGCCAGCAUGUUUCAGGCAUACGAUGCCGUUCGCAGGCCACGGACGCAGCAGAUUGUGCAAUGGAGCAGAUUAAGCGGGCACGCGCUUGCUUGUAUGGAAGAAGGCGUCGGCGACGAUUCUGCAAGAAUUGAAGACGUGUCGAACCAGAGAUUCAGGGCCGUGUGGUACGAGGAUUUAGAGAAGGAGUUGCAGGAGGCGACGGCUCUGAUGGUGUCAUUUCGCAGGACUGUUCACCGCGAAAGCCACUUCUUCACCGGGGGAGACAUGGCCACCAACAUGAGACACUUGGACGAAGAGGCUGCCGCCUGGGAGGCUGACCCAGCCUGCCUUCGCAGCUGCGAGCUGGCGUACGAGGCUCUCAUGCAGCAUGUCCCGCAGCUCCAGCCAGGGGUGAAGAAGCCCGACAUAAUGGAAACAGGCUGCGGAAGCGGCAUCCUGUCCGCCAUGCUGGCGCCGCAUGCCCAUACCCUCACCGGGACCGACAUUUCCGAGGCCAUGGUCGCCGCUUUCAACGCGAAUGCUGCCGCGCGAGGCACAGAGCACGUAGAGGCGAUAGCUUACGAUGCAAGCGAUCCCGACUUUACCGCUGCGCCAAAUGCCAUGGCCCGGCUGAUACAGAAGGUGGACGGCAAAGCACCCGAGGAUCCUAUCCGAUGGGAUCUGCUCAUCAGCAACACCCUCACCCAUCACUUCGCCGACAUAGACCAGUGGAUGCAGAUCGCAUAUUUCUGCCUGGCGCCCAAUGGGCGCGUGGUCAUGGUCGAUUUCGAGGACACUGGGCCCGACGCAGCACUGUUCCACCCUCCGGGGAAGCGAGAAGCCGUGGCGAUGCGCGGCGUGAGGCCAGAUGAGAUAGCGAAAUGCUUGAAGGAUGCGGGCUUUGUGGACGUGUCAGUCAAGAGGGUCUUUUCCCUGGAAAAGGCUGUGGACCCAGCCGAGGCGGGCGGGAGGACGUUGAUCGAGUUUCCAUUUGUGUUAUGCCAGGGGACCAAGCCGAUGCGGUAG
This is a messenger RNA of Lasiodiplodia theobromae, 2055 nucleotides long. RefSeq names its product Mannitol 1-phosphate dehydrogenase. Gene Ontology annotation, molecular function: FAD binding. Gene Ontology annotation, biological process: secondary metabolite biosynthetic process. Lineage: Eukaryota; Fungi; Ascomycota; Dothideomycetes; Botryosphaeriales; Botryosphaeriaceae. The coding region runs from base 1 to 2055 and encodes 684 amino acids. The record is from RefSeq and is a predicted model, not a curated record. The transcript has 3 exons.